AUAUGAGUGUCACCUUAAACAUCAAUGGAAAAUAAGUUACUUGUAAACUAACUGAAACAUUUGGUGAUCUUUUUGAUGAAAAUGUUAAUUCUGGUAAAUUUUAAGAUAAAGUUUGGAAAAUAGAUGGUUAAAUAAAAUUAAAUAUCCUUAAAAACACAAAGUUAAAUUAAUUCAUUUAAGGAAAUGAAACUAUUUAAUGCUUAGUAAUUAAUAUUAUUAAAUAUUUUAGGAUAAAUAAUAAGCUAAUCAAUUUCCUAAUUAAAUUGGUUAAUCUGGUCCAAUUAUGGCACCUUAACCACAAUCACCCUUUAUACCCGUUGCAUAGCCUACACCAUCUUUUAUUUCUACUUAAUAACCAUCAUCACCAUUUUAAUAACAACAAUAAAUGUAAAAUUAACCAUAACCUGUAUUAAAUUAAUAAUAACCUUAAUUUCCAUCUAAAACAGGUCCUACAAAUGUAUAAAUUGCUCCAUUAUAAUAAUUUAAUAAACCAAAUAUUAGUGAAUAAUUAUAAAAAUAAGCAAAUUAAGUGAUAAUAAAUAAACCAAAUAUAAAAAGAUAAUAAAUAGAUGAUAGAAGUGGUCAAUAAGAAAUAAGGUAUUUUGUAUUAUAUAUUUAAAAGUAAAGUUAUCAACAGAUUUAAUAUUUAAAUUUCAGAAUAUGGAAAAAAGGUUAUAUUAGAAUUAAAUGAUGGUUCAUUCAAAGCAACAUUUUUAGAAGAAAAUGCUUCAGAAGUAUAUUUAUUUCUUAUAUUCAUUUAGGAUGAAUAAGAUAAUAUUGUUUUAUUAUCUAAUGACGUUAUUCAACAACCAGAAUAUUAACUUAAAUUACCAAUGGGAAGAGAUUCAACAAAAUCAACUAAAGUUUUAUUUUUAUAAGGAUUUAAAGGAAUUGCUAUUAAAUGGGUAACAGGAUUAUAAACUAAAUUUUAAUUUUGGAUUGAUGAAUGA
This is a messenger RNA of Paramecium primaurelia, 950 nucleotides long. NCBI's taxonomy places the organism in Eukaryota, Ciliophora, Oligohymenophorea, Peniculida, Parameciidae. The record is from the annotation of a GenBank genome assembly.